This is a messenger RNA of Centrocercus urophasianus (Greater sage-grouse), 5292 nucleotides long. It is a transcript of the gene VAV2, whose product is annotated as vav guanine nucleotide exchange factor 2. The coding region runs from base 247 to 2766 and encodes 839 amino acids. Gene Ontology annotation, cellular component: cytoplasm. NCBI's taxonomy places the organism in Eukaryota, Metazoa, Chordata, Aves, Galliformes, Phasianidae. The transcript is spliced from 27 exons. Gene Ontology annotation, molecular function: protein binding; guanyl-nucleotide exchange factor activity. Gene Ontology annotation, biological process: cell migration; intracellular signal transduction; regulation of GTPase activity. The record is from RefSeq and is a predicted model, not a curated record.
GUGCGGCUGAGCGCGGCAGUGGGGCCGCACAGGGGCAGCCCUUCGCCGGAAAACUCCGCUCCGUCCCCCGCCUCCUCUUCCUCCUCUUUCCUCCUCCUCCUCCUCGGAGGAGCGAUGCGAUGCUUCCCCGGACGGCGGGCGGCGAUGGAGCGGAGCCGUAGCGCGGCGACUCGGAGCGGAGCAGCCCCUCGCUGAGCGGCGAGGAGGAGGAGGAGGAAGGCCGAGAGCGAGAGCGGGGCCGCGGCCAUGGAGGAGUGGCGGCAGUGCGGGCGGUGGUUGAUCGACUGCAAAGUUUUGCCCCCCAACCACCGCGUGGUUUGGCCCUCGGCGGUGGUCUUCGACCUGGCGCAGGCGCUGCGGGACGGGGUGCUGCUGUGCCAACUGCUGCACAACCUUUCUCCCGGCUCCAUCGAUCUUAAGGACAUCAACUUCAGGCCCCAGAUGUCCCAGUUCCUCUGCUUGAAGAACAUCCGAACCUUCCUAAAAGUGUGUCACGACAAGUUUGGGUUAAGAAACAGCGAUCUGUUCGACCCCUUCGACCUGUUUGAUGUGCGGGACUUCGGCAAGGUGAUCUCUGCAGUAUCCAGGCUCUCCUUCCACAGUAUUGCUCAAACCAAAGGAAUUAGGCCAUUCCCUUCAGAGGAGACCACGGAGAAUGAUGAUGAUGUGUACCGGAGCCUGGAGGAGCUGGCUGAUGAGCACGACCUGGGGGAGGAUAUUUAUGACUGCGUGCCCUGUGAAGAUGAAGGCGAUGAUAUCUACGAAGAUAUCAUCAGGGUGGAAGUUCAGCAGCCCAUGAAAAUGGGCAUGACAGAAGAUGACAAAAGGAAUUGCUGUUUGCUGGAAAUCCAAGAGACGGAGGCCAAAUACUACAAAACACUCGAAGACAUCGAGAAGAAUUACAUGAACCCACUGAAGCUGGUACUGACCCCACAAGACAUGGAAGCUAUCUUCAUCAAUUUGGAGGACCUAAUUAAAGUGCAUUUCAAUUUCCUGCGAGCCAUCGAUGUCUCUAUGAUGUCUGGAGGAAGCAGCCUGGCUAAAGUAUUUCUGGAAUUCAAAGAGAGGCUGCUGAUUUAUGGCAAGUACUGCAGCCACAUGGAGUACGCCCAGAACACACUCAACCACCUCAUCGCCAACCGGGAUGACGUGAGGCAGAAGGUGGAGGAAUGCACGCUGAAGGUUCAGGAUGGGAAAUUUAAGCUGCAGGAUCUGCUGGUGGUUCCCAUGCAGAGAGUUCUGAAAUACCACCUCCUGUUAAAAGAGCUGCUCAGCCACUCAUCAGACCGGCCUGAGAAGCAGCAGCUGAAGGAGGCUCUGGAAGCAAUGCAGGACUUGGCCAUGUACAUAAACGAAGUAAAGAGAGACAAAGAGACAUUGAAAAAGAUCAGCGAAUUUCAGAGCUCUAUAGAAAAUCUGCAAGUGAAGCUGGAGGAGUUUGGGAGGCCGAAGAUAGAUGGUGAGCUGAAGGUCCGCUCCAUCGUGAACCACACCAAGCAGGACAGGUAUUUAUUUUUAUUUGAUAAAGUGGUGAUUGUCUGCAAAAGGAAAGGAUACAAUUAUGAGCUGAAAGAAAUUAUCGAGCUGCUCUUCCACAAGAUGACCGAUGACCCUAUGAACAACAAGGACAUUAAGAAGUGGUCGUAUGGCUUCUACCUGAUCCACCUUCAGGGAAAGCAGGGCUUCCAGUUCUUCUGCAAGACGGAGGAGAUGAAGAGGAAGUGGAUGGAGCAGUUUGAAAUGGCAAUGUCCAACAUAAAGCCAGAAAAAGCCAAUGCAAACCACCACAGCUUCCAGAUGUACACAUUUGAAAAGACCACCAACUGCAAAGCAUGCAAGAUGUUCCUAAGAGGAACGUUCUACCAGGGCUAUCUCUGCCCAAAAUGUGGAGCUGGUGCUCACAAGGAGUGCCUGGAAAUCAUUCCUCCCUGCAAGAUGGGCUCUUCAGCAGACCAGGAUUUGCUGAGUGCUGGACCUGGUCCUAAAAUGGUUGCAGUGCAGAGCUACCACGGGAACCCCGCGCCGCCUGGCAAGCCAGUGCUGACGUUCCAAAUUGGAGAUGUGAUCGAGCUGCUGAGGGGAGACCCCGACUCGCCUUGGUGGGAGGGGCGGCUGCUGCAGACCAAGAAGUCAGGUUACUUCCCCAGCUCGUCUGUAAAGCCCUGCCCCGUGGAUGCCAGGCCUCCCAACAGUCGUCCACCGUCACGGGAGAUCGACUACACGGUGUACCCAUGGUUUGCAGGGAACAUGGAGCGGCAGCAGACGGACAACCUGCUGAAGGCCCACGUCAGCGGCACCUACCUGAUCCGUGAGCGGCCAGCCGAGGCUGAGCGCUUUGCCAUCAGCAUCAAGUUCAAUGAAGAAGUGAAGCACAUCAAGGUGGUGGAGAAGGACAACUGGAUCCACAUCACGGAAGCCAAGAAGUUUGAAAGCUUGUUGGAGUUGGUGGAAUACUACCAGAACCAUUCGCUGAAGGAGAGUUUCAAGCAGCUGGACACGACGCUCAAGUACCCGUACAAGUCACGGGAACGCUCUACCUCCAGGACCUUCACCCGCUCUCCAGUGUUCACCCCACGGGUCAUAGGGACGGCAGUGGCACGCUACAACUUUGCAGCACGGGACAUGCGGGAGCUGUCGCUGCGGGAGGGCGACGUGGUGAAGAUCUACAGCAGGAUCGGCGGCGACCAGGGCUGGUGGAAGGGGGAAACCAACGGGAGGGUCGGCUGGUUUCCCUCGACGUACGUGGAAGAAGAGGGGGUGCAAUGAUGCUGGGGAUGCCUCAUGGAAAGUCAUCGAGUGCCCGGAGCGAUCCGCUGCAGACCACACGCUGCUCCCCCAGCAGCCCGGCCCCACGCCUGCCAGCACUGCCGGGAGCACCACUGCUCUCCCCAGACUCUUUAGUAAAUCCAUUCCUCUGUACAGCAUGUGUGUGUGCGUCGGGAUGCCUCCAGCCCCGGCCCUGUUCUGUCUGUAGAAGAUUCGUGGUCUGUCGGAUGACGUUUGUGCGGCGGCUGCUCCUGAGAGAGCCUCGCUCCCCUGAAUGGACAGAGCGGAGGGACUCUGCGUGGUGCCCCCCAGGGGGGUAUCCGGACCUUAUUUUUUCCUAGAAGUGUUUUCAAAUGGUGUGGCUGAAAGCCUGGGCUGUGCCCGGGGGUUCAGAGGUGAGCAUGCAGGGCUCGGGAUAGGGACCGUGGCUGCAUCAUGUCGGGAUGCACCUUGGGACCAGGGAUGGAGCUGCUCAUCCCUGAGGGAUGACAGCUGUGAGCUGGGGAGCACAGCUGGACCACGGACACGGGAGAGAAAAAAGCCCCGUGGGCAUCCCGAGCCCCUUUCCUCACUUCCCCCCCCAGACCCCACUGCCGUGCUGGGGGUGCAUGGGGCAGCCCAGGACACUGGGUGAGCUGCUGGUGUUGCAGGGCUGGAGGUGUGCCUUGCCACGUGUGAGUUUUGGAGGUCACAGGGGCACAGGUCCCGGCGGAGGAGCAGAUGGCAGAAUGGAUUGAGCACCUCAGCGAGGUCCAUUUUUCUGCAGCCAUACGUGUCCCACCUCACUGAGCUCAGUGGGGCGAACCCACAUGAGUAAGGGCUAUGGUAUGAAGUCCUGAUUUAUCUCAAGACAUUGUGAAAGCAUCUCUUCUUCUCCAGCUGUGUGCACUUUUGGGGGCCAAGAGCAUUGCCCCCUCUUCUUCCCACAGGCUGUUACCGCUGCUGCUGUCAAAGAAAGGUCCGUCUGUCUGUGCAUUGCCACUUUGUCCUGAGUUCCAUCCAUCCCAGUCUGUUCUUCCCACACUGCAGCCUGUAACGCAUAGGCAGAGCUGCUGUUUGGAGAGCUGGGCUGGCAUCUUCUGCUGGGUGCUGCCUUUGCCACCCAGCUCCAGAAUUUCCUUCCAAAGUGCUGUUUUGAACAAAUACAUGUGUGCGUCUGUGUGUGUUUGUAGCGAGGAAUGACUUUCCUAUCUCUGAGCCUCGAGAAAUGCCCUCCUGUCUCUGUGCAUAAGUGGCAUUUGGAGCUGCUGCUGUGCCCAAAGCUGUCCCUGGCACGAUGUAAAAGCAGCCCUGGGAGACACCAGCACCGUGCAGUGCUGUGUCCCAGCCUUGCUGUCAGCAGAGCUUGAGGGAUUACAUGGGAGAGCCUGGGGAUCCCAUUGGAAAGGGCAGUGUGUUCACUUGGGAACACGGCUGUGUUGCUCAGUGAGAAGCCCAGGGCCAGAUCAGUGUGCUGCCCAGGGCUCUGGAUAGGGCUGGGAAUGCGUUGGGUUCCUUGGGCUCACCACAGCAGCGCCCAGCAGGGUGAGGGGGCACAGUGCAGGGCUCGGGGCUUUAGCAAGGUACUGUUUGGUGCUAACUUCUUCCAGGCCAGCUAUUGGUGCUUAGUAUGGGAUGUGUGCAAGGGGCCCUGUUUGCUAAAGGAGCUGAAUGGUUCAUGCUAUGCAAGGGAAAAAAUUGGGCUGCAGCAAAUGAGGAGCAGGCAGUGCCCUGCUGCAGCGUGAAGGGCCACGCUCAGAUUUCCCCAAUUUUGGUGUGCCUGAGAGCACAUCUAAGGUGGGCGAGACACACACAGACAAGAGAACAACUGAUGGCCGAAGGUCUGCCUCAGAUGCUAUUAAAGCCCUAUGCAACCCCUCCCCUCCCAUCUGGGAUGGAUUCCCUGUGCCUGCACUGGGUGCAUCCCCCUCAGAAAGGCACGGUGUUCCCCCUGCAGAAGGUGCGUGUGUGACAUCUCCUGCACAGCCCCCCAGGUCCAACCCCCCCAGCAAGGUCUCCCUCUCGUGUUUACUGUUGUAAGAAACUUGUUUAAAAAAAAAAAGAAAAAAGAAAAAAAAGAAGAAAAAAAAAAGAUGUUUUCGUUUGUAAGUAAUUAUUCAGCCAUUUGCCACGAUAUAUAUCUGUGAAUAAGAAGGAAAAUGUGUUUGUUUGGUUGGUUUUUUUUUAUGAUGGCGAGAAAAUUGUAUAUAUAUUUUAGUUCGUCGCGGACGUUCAGAAUUGCAAUGGGAUACGUUGGAAAAUAAUAUGUAAAUUCCUUGGGUUUUUCCUUUGCACUGCACUAACGGGGGUCAAACGGGCUCGGGUGGAGGGGUCCAAAGGUAAAACUGUUUGUUUAUGGGAUAGGUUCUAGCUGGCAAUUUGGAAAUCAUUUGGAGUAGCUUGUAAUGCUGGAAUAGAAUCUUUAGCUGCUACUUAGAAACCCUUUUGCAUGUGGUUCUUCCAGACCUUUUUAAGUUACAAUACAUCCAAGUAAAUCCCACGAUGAAAAAAAAAAACCAAGAAAAAUAAAGUGUAAUUUUGCUGAUA